UAUGUUUCUGCCAAUCAUUUCUGAGGUUCACGGUCCGUCAUCCAAUCAUAACGUGUCUUGAAAAAGUAGGGGGGCUUUAGCGUUACUCACUUCUUCUUCUUUGGUGCUACCGGAUUCAACUUCCGGCUGCAUCGUCCUCUGGAAAUCACAACAAUGGGCAGUGUUUUGGCUGCCAGCUCCCCCAACCCUCCACCACCAGCUUCUGGUGGUGCUGCCGUCCCCGGGUUGACGGUGCCGCCAGGCUUUGGGAUGCCUCCAGUUUCCUCAGUUAUACCCCCCACUGAGGCAGCCUCAGGACAGCAGCAAGAGGCAGAAAACUCUUUGCCUAACCCAGGUGCAUUUGAUGAGUGUCAUCGCAAGUGCAAAGAGGUUUUCCCUAUGCAGAUGGAAGGUGUCAGGCUAGUUGUCAACAAGGGCCUUAGCAACCACUUCCAGGUGAAUCACACUGUGCUGCUGAGCACCAUGGGAGAGUCCACCUACAGGUUUGGUGCUACAUACGUUGGAUCAAAGCUGACAGGUCCAGCAGAGUUUUUUCCAGUCAUGGUGGGAGACAUGGACAACAGUGGCAGCCUUAACGCCCAGAUCAUCCACCAGAUCAGCAACAGAGUACGAUCCAAAUUGGCCUUCCAGACACAACAACAGAAGUUUGUGAACUGGCAAGGCGAUGCUGAGGUCAGGGGAGAAGAUUUUACUGCAACGAUCACACUUGGGAACCCAGAUGUCCUUGUCGGCUCUGGUAUUGUUGUAACACACUACCUCCAGUCCAUAACGGCGGCUCUGGCUCUGGGAGGGGAGCUGGUUUACCACCGCAGGCCGGGAGAGGAAGGCACAGUGAUGUCGUUAGUUGGCAGAUACACAGGCAGUAAUUACAUCGCCACAUUGACACUCGGCUCAGCGGGGGCUCAUGCUUCAUACUAUCACAAAGCCAACGAGCAGUUGCAGGUCGGUGUGGAGUUUGAAGCGAGCACCCGCACACAAGACACCAGUGUGUCAUUCGGCUACCAGCUAGAUGUGCCUAAAGCCAAUUUACUGUUUAAAGGUUCACUAGACAGUAACUGGGUCGUUGGUGCAACGUUAGAAAAGAAGUUGCUCCCGCUGCCACUGUCUCUGGUCCUCUGCACCUUCCUCAACCACCGCAAGAACAAGUUCCAGUGCGGUUUUGGCGUCACUAUCGGUUAGACUCACUGAGCAGCGGGUUAUCGACCCGCAGACUGACGUCACAGAACGGACAGACUCACUAUGGACGAGCAGACUAUAUACCAUGUACACAACUGUGUGUCCCAUCACCUCAAUCUGUCACUUGAUUCGGCCAAUAUCAUGUUACUGGUUUCCCAGAUUGUGUUCCAUCAAAUGUGGUGAAUAGAAGGUAAUAAUGUAAAUCUAAUGCAUUUAAUCCUAUAAGAUGAAUCGCCUGAUUGAUCCGAAGUGUAAGAAAUAAUGUGACUGGUCAGGAAUUUGUUGACUGUGGACUCUCGACACAAACCCAUAGACGGUAGAAAGACGUAACACAUUAAGAGACAUUACAGAAUUACAGAGCUCUUUGUUUUUGUCACUGAGUUCAGUGCCUGUCGCUCCAGUUUUGAAUUUUAUUCGUGUUUUUUUACUGUAAAGUCUGUUUUGGCGUGCAGUGAAUAUUACUGUCAUUUGCUUGUUUAAAGGUGAUUUAUUGAUUACAGACAAGUUUACCAGCUAUCAGGAAGGAGUGUACUGUACUGCAUGUCACGUUCACAAUCCGUCACUUGUUUUGUUGCCUUUUUUAUGUUACCUACAUAUGAAACCGUAUAUAUGACCUGUAUAUACCUCUUGGAAACUGAUAAAUACCAUUUCUUACAAAAA
Molecule: messenger RNA, 1836 nt
Organism: Siniperca chuatsi (mandarin fish)
Lineage: Eukaryota; Metazoa; Chordata; Actinopteri; Centrarchiformes; Sinipercidae
Gene: tomm40l
Product: translocase of outer mitochondrial membrane 40 homolog, like
Exons: 10
Coding region: 154-1179 (341 amino acids)
Biological process (GO): protein import into mitochondrial matrix
Cellular component (GO): mitochondrial outer membrane; mitochondrial outer membrane translocase complex
Molecular function (GO): transmembrane protein transporter activity
Source: RefSeq, a predicted model, not a curated record